Messenger RNA from Paramisgurnus dabryanus, 1376 nucleotides. NCBI's taxonomy places the organism in Eukaryota, Metazoa, Chordata, Actinopteri, Cypriniformes, Cobitidae. The record is from RefSeq and is a predicted model, not a curated record.
AUGCAUGUUUAAUUUUAAGUUUAAUUCAUUGUAAUUGUAGACUGGAGCUGGCAAUGCUAUCUGUACAAAGGAAAAUUCAGAUGGUGGAUCAUGUCUACAAUCUCCUCAACAUGGUUUGGAAGACAUAUCACUUUAGCAGCAAGUCUAUGAGAGAACUACGAGCACUUGGAGAGGAGUUGGGUGUUCGUGUUAAUGUACCAGGUAGUGUCAGUGGGACACGCUGGCUACCACAUGUGAACUGGGCCCUCCAAACCUUGCUAAAACCUGGAGGAAAGGAUAAACAUCUGCAGAACCCUGGCCAGUUCACAGCAGUGUAUUACCACAUGGAACAUUUGACUGCAUCAUCCACCAAUGCUGAUAUUGCUGGGAGAUCAAGGAAGGUCAAGAAGAUGAUGGAAGAUGGAAGCUUUGUGGGUUUCUGUCACUUCUUGGCUGACUUGUUUGAGGCCAUAAGUAAAUUCAGCUUGCUUCUCCAAAGAAAUGAUGUUAUUUUGCCUCAGGCUGUGAAUGGGAUUGAGAAUCUCCUUGCAACCAUUGAGGCCAUGUCAGUGAGAUGCAAGCCAGGUGGUAGGCUGGCAGAAUUACUGGUAGACCUUCAGGCCCAGAGAAGACAACAAGAGGAUGAGGGGGAGACUCACCCUUUGUACAAGUUUCAGGGGAUCACCAUCAAAGGUGAAGCUGCUGGGCUGGGAAAGGAAGGACUCUCCAUGGCAAGCACACCUAAGCUACAACAAGCAGUGAGAGCAACCAUCGACUGCACUUUGCUUCAUGUAAAGCAAAGAUUCAGCAGUCUGCUUUAUGAUGAGUCUACAUCAGCAUUAGCAAAAGCAGUGAAGUCAUUCAAGAUAUUCAGUCAUGAUUCCUGGCCAGCAGAGCAACGAGAGCUGACAGACUAUGGAGCAGAGGAGCUGGACUUCCUGCUAGACCACUUUUCCUCUGUCUUAACAAGAAAUGGCUGUGAUUUCAAUCUGGCUAAAGAGGAGUAUCAAUCCAUGAAGACAUUCAUUUUUAGGAACUACAUGGACAAAUCUUACCAUGCCUUAUGGGGGAUGAUGGUAACUAAGUUGCCAUUCUGCUCUGAUUACAAGAACAUCCUACAUCUGGUUCACAUCAUGCUGGUCCUCCCGGUCUCCUCUGCUAUAUGUGAAAGGGGAUUUUCUGCUCAGAAGAGGAUUAAAUCUGAUGUCAGGGGGUCCCUGCAUGUAGACACUGUGGAGGACUUGAUUCGAAUUAACAUGGAGGGACCUAGUUUACAAGAGUUUGAUGCCAAGGAAGCUGUACAAACAUGGUUCAGUCAGGGUAAAAGGUCUAGGAGGCCAAAUUACAAGGGCUGGCCUUCAGAGCCUCCUAUUGGAACACAGGAGGAUCUGCUCUAA